GUGAAUUGGGACGUCCCGGGAGAUGGUUUGAUGCCUUUUGGCAUUUUAUCCUGGUGGGGAUUGCAACUGCAGUGCGCCAUUUCCCGGAGACAUGGCACUAGGUGGAGUGCCCUGAACCCAGACAUCGUGGAGACAUAAAGUAAACAAUUUAACCUCACUUUGGACUGUCAGAUGCAUCUUAGCUUUGCUACCCCAACUCGCUUUUGAUACCCCAAAACUUGCUGCCGGUCAUCCACAAAGCCUCAGACUACCUACCUACUCCAGGCCGUCGACACCAUCUUACAAAAACUACACCUUACGGUACUUAUCGACACCGUCAACAUCUAAAAAGGCUGCCAACGAUGAACAUGUUUCGCACGAGCCUUUCAAGAACCGCUACCCGUGCAGUACGCACAUUGUCUACCUCCGCCACCAAAUCAUCCUCCAUCCCUCUCCGCAUCUGCGGGCGUGGGACAGGCACCCAGCAGACCAUCACCAUCAAAGACAAGCCAUACAGCAUUCAAACCGAUACAUACCCUGUUCUCGGUGGCGCUGACUCGGCCCCAUCACCAGUGGCCUACAGCCUUGCCUCUCUUACCUCCUGCAACCAAGUAACGGGUGCUAAGGUAGCUGAGGACCACGGCAUUAAGCUUGGCCAGUGGAACGUCAGACUCGACGCCGUGCUUCCCACGGACGUACUUAUCAAGGGCAAGUGCGAGGGUAACCCCAACUGGGAGAGCGUUAAACUCUUCGUCAGAGUCCAGACCAACAUUCUAGAGUCUGUAAAGGGAGACAACUUGGAGGCUGAUGCGCGAUUUCGUCAUUUUGUCAGGGAGGUGGAGAGAAGGUGCCCAAUUACACAGCUCUUCAAGAGAAGUGGUGUGCAGUAUGAGAAUUUGGAGUGGUCAGGAAAUCCUGCUGCUCAGUGA
Messenger RNA from Podospora bellae-mahoneyi, 908 nucleotides. RefSeq lists its product as uncharacterized. The transcript has 2 exons. NCBI's taxonomy places the organism in Eukaryota, Fungi, Ascomycota, Sordariomycetes, Sordariales, Podosporaceae. The record is from RefSeq and is a predicted model, not a curated record. The coding region runs from base 342 to 908 and encodes 188 amino acids.